UUAACAUUUGACAAUUGAAAGUUUAGAUAAUCAGCUGAGCACAAGAAACAAAAAGAUGAAAUUCACUAUCCUUUGCGCAUUCGUUGUACUUUUGGUUGCUCAAGCCACGAUUACGACAGCCACACCAGUCGAGAAACAGGUGGAAAUUGUACGUCAGAAUAUCAAUGUUGCGCCAGAAAGCUACAAAUUCGGUUUCGAGACAAGCGAUGGCACACAACAUGAUGAGGAGGGUGAGCUGAAAAAUGUUGGAACUGACGAUGAGGCAAUCGCUGUGAAGGGCUCCUACAAAUAUGUAGGCGACGACGGUAUCACCUAUCACGUGAGCUACACAGCCGAUGAGAAUGGCUAUCAGCCAGUGGGCGAACAUUUGCCGAAAGUUUAAAUGCAUAAUUUUGGUUGAGUGCGUUUGCUUGUUAGUGUUUAAAUGAGCACCGUUGUUAAAAGGCAAAAUUUAUUUUUAUAUGUGUCAUUUGUUACUAUUGUUGCUGAGCACACAAAACAAAAUGCAAAAAAAAACUUAAAAAAAAAAAUGUUUUGAAAUAAAAGUCAUGUUUUUGACACUGACUGAGA
This is a messenger RNA of Bactrocera oleae (olive fruit fly), 570 nucleotides long. The record is from RefSeq and is a predicted model, not a curated record. NCBI's taxonomy places the organism in Eukaryota, Metazoa, Arthropoda, Insecta, Diptera, Tephritidae.